This is a messenger RNA of Phaethon lepturus (White-tailed tropicbird), 2763 nucleotides long. It is a transcript of the gene WDR3, whose product is annotated as WD repeat domain 3. The transcript has 26 exons. Gene Ontology annotation, molecular function: snoRNA binding; protein binding. Gene Ontology annotation, biological process: maturation of SSU-rRNA. Gene Ontology annotation, cellular component: small-subunit processome; Pwp2p-containing subcomplex of 90S preribosome. The record is from RefSeq and is a predicted model, not a curated record. The annotation marks the transcript as partial. NCBI's taxonomy places the organism in Eukaryota, Metazoa, Chordata, Aves, Phaethontiformes, Phaethontidae.
CUGGUGGCCAGCGCCAGGGGCAACGUGGCCUUCGUGGCGCUGCGCGGCGAGCGGGGCCGCUGUGCGGCCGUGCCGGCCUGCGAGCACGUCUUCGUGUGGGACACGCGGAAAGGAGAGAAGGUUCUUAUCCUUAAGGGUCUCAAGCAGCAGGUCAGUUGCCUCUGCCCUUCUCCAGAUGGGUUGCACUUGGCUGUUGGGUAUGAAGAUGGAUCAAUCCGUGUCUUCAGCCUCCUAAGUGGAGAAGCAAAUAUCACUUUCAAUGGACACAAGGCUGCAGUUACAGCCCUGCAGUAUGACCAUCUGGGUGGCCGGCUAGUAUCUGGCUCAAAGGACACAGAUGUCAUUGUGUGGGAUGUCAUCAAUGAGAGCGGGCUGUACCGGCUGAAAGGACACAAGGAUGCUGUCACUCAAGUCCUUUUCUUGAAGGAGAAGAACCUGUUGGUCACCAGUGGCAAAGACACGCUGGUGAAAUGGUGGGAUCUGGACACCCAGCACUGCUUCAAAACUCUGGUUGGACACCGUACUGAGGUGUGGGGGAUGGCUUUGAUAUCCGAAGAGAAGCGUCUGAUCACUGGGAGUGCUGACAGUGAGCUGAGGGUGUGGGAUAUCGCUUAUAUCCAGGAGGUAAAAGACCCUGAUGAGCCAGAAUCCAAGAAAAGCAAAGGUUCUUCACCUGGAGCAGAAGAAAACACUGAAGAGGAUGAGACCCUAGAAUUGGAUGAGCGUCCUGAGGAAGUAAGCUCAUGCAGUAAAGUUGGAUCCAUCAUGCGGGAAGGGAGAGACCGAAUAGUUACUCUUGCCACAGACCAAACAGGCAAGAUUUUGGCCUGCCAUGGAACAGAUGCUGUUCUGGAAGUGUUCUCUGUCCUUUCUGAAGAGGAAGUCCGAAGAAAGUUGGAAAAGAAAAUGAAGAAAGCAAAGAAAAAAGCCAAACAGAACUCUGAAGAGGAGCCUGAAAAGAGUGUGGAGCUGAGCCUGCAGGAGAAGAUUCAGCGGGUCACUAACGUCAGAGCUUCUUCUAAAAUCAAGUCAUUUGACUUGAUUCUCUCUCCAAAAGGAGAGCUGAAGAUCAUACUCCUGCUCCAGAAUAACAUCAUUGAGUCGUACAACCUGAACCUGUCAGCACAAGUCCCACAGGCUGUCCGUGUGUCCAAGAUAACCAUUGGAGGCCACCGCAGUGAUGUCAGGACGUUGGCUUUUAGCUCUGACAACAUUGCAAUUCUCUCAGCAGCUGCAGAGUCUGUAAAGAUUUGGAACAGAUCGACCUUGCAGUGCAUUCGGACAAUGGACUGUGAGUAUGCGCUCUGCUCACUCUUCGUCCCAGGAGAUCGGCAGGUCAUCAUUGGCACCAAGACAGGGAAGCUGCAGCUGUAUGACCUGGCUUCUGGGAGUCUAGUGGAGACAAUUAGUGCUCAUGAUGGGGCAGUGUGGUCCAUUGCUCUUUCACCAGACCAGCGUGGCUUCGUGACGGGAAGUGCUGAUAAAUGUGUCAAGUUCUGGGAGUUUGAGCUUGUGAAGGAUGAGAGCAGUGGUCAGAAAAGGCUUUCCAUGAAACAUGUGCGCAUUUUGCAGCUGGAUGAAGAUGUUCUCUGCGUGCGCUACAGCCCCAGCCAGAAACUGCUGGCUGUCUCCUUACUGGAUUGCACUGUGAAGAUUUUCUACAUUGACACACUCAAGUUUUUCCUCUCUCUGUAUGGACACAAGCUGCCAGUGCUGUGUAUGGACAUCUCCUAUGAUGGGACUCUAAUUGCGACCGGCUCUGCUGACAGGAACGUGAAGAUUUGGGGCUUGGAUUUUGGGGACUGUCACCGCUCUCUCUUUGCCCAUGAUGACAGUGUGAUGUAUCUGCAGUUCGUGGCGAAAUCCCAUCUCUUCUUCACAGCUGGAAAGGACAGCAAGAUUAAACAGUGGGAUGCAGAUAAAUUUGAGCACAUCCAGACGCUGGAGGGGCAUCACCAGGAGGUGUGGUGUUUGGCACUCAGUCCCAAUGGAGACUACGUGGUGUCGGCCUCCCAUGACAAGUCCCUGCGCCUCUGGGAAAGGACAAGGGAGCCACUUGUUUUGGAAGAGGAGAGGGAGAUGCAACGAGAAGCAGAAUAUGAAGAGAGUGUGUCGAAGGAAGAGCAGCCUGUGGUGGCCAGAGAGACGCAAGGAGAGACGGGGCUGGCAGGAAAGAAGACUAUUGAAACCAUCAAAGCGGCUGAGCGGAUCAUGGAAGCUAUCGAGCUGUAUAGAGAAGAGACGGCAAAACUAAAGGAACACAAGGCCAUAUGCAAAGCUGCGGGAAAAGAGAUUCCCUUUCCUGUCAAUCCUAUCCUCCGUGCAUAUGGAAAUAUUACACCUUCUCUGUACGUGCUAGAAGUUUUCAAGAAGAUCAAGUCGAGUGAGCUGGAAGAGUCUCUCCUGGUGCUGCCCUUCUCCUAUGUUCCUGACCUGCUCAGACUUUUCAAUGAAUAUAUUCACCUGGGCUCAGAAGUUGAACUUCUGUGCCGAGCUCUCCUCUUCCUGCUCAAGAUACAUUUUGGACAGAUCACAAGCAACCAUAUGCUGGUGACAGUGAUAGAAAAUCUGAAGAAAACCACCAUCUCCAGAGUCAGUGAGGCCCGGGAUGUGCUGGGAUUCAACAUGGCAGGGCUCCAGUACCUGAAGAGAGAGAUUGAGGCCAAGGAUGAGGUGACAUUUUUUGCUGAUGCUACUGACCGAUUUGAGGAGAAGAGGAGGAAGAGGAAGAAGAAAGAGAAGAUGGUCCUUGCAGUGCUCUAG